Annulohypoxylon truncatum is the source of this 1395-nucleotide messenger RNA. RefSeq lists its product as uncharacterized. Bases 1 to 1395 code for a protein of 464 amino acids. Gene Ontology annotation, cellular component: nucleus. Lineage: Eukaryota; Fungi; Ascomycota; Sordariomycetes; Xylariales; Hypoxylaceae. Gene Ontology annotation, biological process: positive regulation of transcription by RNA polymerase II; mitotic cell cycle. The transcript is spliced from 5 exons. Gene Ontology annotation, molecular function: RNA polymerase II cis-regulatory region sequence-specific DNA binding; DNA-binding transcription factor activity, RNA polymerase II-specific. The record is from RefSeq and is a predicted model, not a curated record.
AUGGCUCGCCUUCGACGACGAUGGACGGCGGAGGAGGAUGCCCUGCUACGUCGUGCUGUGGAAAACGCUACCACACAAGGCCGCCCCUUACUCUGGCGGGACUUGGCUAAGUCCGUGCCCGGCCGUUCAAAUAAAGACUGUCGUCGUAGAUGGUGGAAUAGCCUGGCAGAUGGCACCACCAAAGGACCAUGGUGCGAAGAAGAAGAUGAACGUCUUAUUGAAGCUGUCAGAAAAUACGGUACAAAUUGGAGCCGGGUUUCGCGUGCUAUAAGGUCAAGAAAUCCCGACCAAUGCUCGAGUCAUUGGAGCCAAGUGCUAGAUCCAGGCAUUAAUUACUGCGACUGGACACCAGAAGAGGAUGCAAAUUUACUUCAUGCAGUCCUCACUCACAGCACUAACUGGGCGACAAUCGCGGAGUCCCAUGUCCCUCCUAGGACGAGACUUGCUCUCAAGAAUCGCUAUUCUACUUUGAGGCUAAAGCAUGAGAACGAAAGUAAAAGGGAGACGAGUGCUAGGAAAUUGGUUGAGACCUCAUCCAACUUUGAGCCUACUAUGGGAGUUUCAAAGAGAGAUAUCAAGUGGAAUCCACCAGCUCAAUUACACCAAAGCAGGGAUUCGGAGCAAGUUGACAUUUUAAUAGAAUCUGAUGACGAAGAGGAUGAUGAUGAUGAAGACGAGGAAAAUGAAGAAGACGAUAGAGAUGAGGAAAAUAGGGAAAACGGAAAUCCCAAAGACGGCAGCGACACUUCCCAUGUUGAGAUUGGGAAUGGCCCUACCGGAGUUGACAACGGCGCAAUAGACAUCCAGAUGCAAGACACGGGGGUGACGGCGUCAAAUGAUUGGACCGACUUUCCUGAGCCAAGUGCUCUUCCUCCCCUCGACUAUUUUCAUCAUGACGCUCAACCUAUUUCUAUGGAUCAUUGGGUAAAUGAUACAGAAAACCAUGUACAAUAUGAAGACUUGCUUGAAAUGACGUCCGGGGAGAACUAUUUAUGUGGUAUGGAGGAUUCCGGGGUAAUGAACGGGGGACUCCAAUACAAGUCAUAUGGUACAACUCCGACGAAUAUUGAUCUAUCCAGCCCAAUGGGCUUUCAUGAAUUACACCGAACAACUGAGAUUAUCCCUUCCACCACGACGGCAAUGGACACGACUUCUGCUGCGGGUUCCAGGGACACACCCCCUAGCAUGCACUUUGGCACUAGCGCGAGCACGACACCUCGAACGAGCAUCUCAGGAUGGAGUCACCAGUCAGCACACUAUCAGGUUUGUGUUAACAUGAUAUGUACUGGCGCGCAGAUGGAAUCCCUCAUGGCUGGCCUGGCCGGUUUGGGCACAUGUAUUACUAUGAAGAUUGAUAUUAAAGAGGAUAGAGCUCCGUUAGAGAAUCAGUUGUAG